Molecule: messenger RNA, 1701 nt
Organism: Stylonychia lemnae
Lineage: Eukaryota; Ciliophora; Spirotrichea; Sporadotrichida; Oxytrichidae
Source: the annotation of a GenBank genome assembly
AUGAAGAUAAUCAAAGAAAAAGCAGAGGAAACCCAUUUGAACGAGGUCAACGUUCUCAUAAAUCUUGAUAGUCCUCAUGUAGUCAGUCUAGAGGAGACUUUCUUUAACACUAGUUAGCAACUUGUAAUCGUAACUGAACUUGCUUAUCAGAGUCUUAGAUAAACUGUAAGAGAAGUAAGAGAAUCCCCUUUGGAUGAGGAAGUUAUAUUAAAUUAUUUCAUCCAAAUUUGCCAAGGUCUUUUUGACAUGCAUUCAAGGAAGUUUAUUCAUGGAGAUCUUAAGCCAGACAAUAUUCUUAUCUUUUUAGAUUAAACAGUCAAACUUUGCGAUCUUGGAUGUGCAAUUAAUAAGAACUAGCAAAAACAAAAUCAAAAAUAGUUUGAGGGCACAGGCACAAGAAUUUAUUGGGCUCCUGAAAUAAGAUAGACUGGAGCUACUUUUGAGAGUGAAAUAUUCACACUUGGCUUAGUAUUACAUGAGCUUAUGUAUGGCUUUUUACCAUCUUAAGACUAGAUUAUUUUUAGAAGCACAGUUUCUUCACUAUACUCUAAUGAAUUGAACCAACUUUUAUUGAAACUGCUCUAAAUUGAUCCUUUAAGGAGACCAACUAUUUUUGAAUUAUUAUCAGAUGACUUGCUAUUCUAUCAUUAGCAGAAAAGGGCAUUUGAUUUAGCAGAAAUUUAAUUUGAAUACGAAUAUUCAGAGAUUUAAGUAAAUUGGGUUUAUUAUCAAAAUAAGGACUAAUACUUCGGCUAGGUUCAUAAAGAUUCUCAAAUCCCUCAUGGAUAUGGUUUAAAAAUAAAAGAUAAUGAUUUAAAGAUUAUAGGAGUAUGGGUAAAUGGACUUAUAAAUGGACCUUUUCUUGUAGUAUAUGAUUAAAAUAAGUCUAAAGAGGGAAUAUGUAUUGAUGGAGUACCUCACGGAGAAGUACUAUAUAAAGAAAAAAGAUAAGGCCAGAUUGCAGAAAAUUUCACAAAAUAAGAUGAUGACAUGAUUCUAGCAGUCAGAGAUAAUGGAAAAAUCAUAUCAGCAUCUGAAUACAAAGAUUGCCUGCCAAACGGCUAAGUUCUUAUAUAACAUUAGGAUUAGAUAAUUUUCGAUGGCUAGUACAAAAAUGGUAAAGCUUAUGGCAAGGGCAUGUAAAUAACUUCAAACGGAUGUAGGUAUGUAGGACACUUUGAAAAUGAUGUGAAAUCUGGCUUUGGCUUAUACUACUACUCUAAUGGCAAUAUUCAUGCAGGAAUGUGGUCUAAUAAUGAACAAAAUGGUUUCGGGAAUAGAAGGUAUAAUGAGGGCUAAAUUAUUCGAGGGUAAUGCAUUAACUAGAAAUUUACUGGAUAAUGUACAUUGUUAGUAUUAAAAGAAACUCCUCGAUAAAGCGAUGAAAUUCUAAUGUAAAUAAAUGAGUUGUCAUUAAAGCCGAUAGAAGAGCAACUAAACCCAGAAGCACUUAGCAAAAUCUUUAAAUUUGAGAGUCCUUAUCAUUUAAAAUUCAGUGGUGAUUUUGUCAAGGACAAAUUUACUGGUCUUGGUGAGAUGUCAAAUGACAAAGGUGAGAAAUGGGUAGGAGAAUUUGAGAAUUUUAAGUAAAAUGGCUUUUGUUCAUAUCAAAAAGAUGAUGUUGUCUAUUUCUAAGGCUAUUGGAAAGAUGGCUAAUUUGUAGAGGAAACCAAUUUUUAAAAUGAUUAUUAUAGACGAUGA